Vitis vinifera (wine grape) is the source of this 720-nucleotide messenger RNA. RefSeq lists its product as uncharacterized. NCBI's taxonomy places the organism in Eukaryota, Viridiplantae, Streptophyta, Magnoliopsida, Vitales, Vitaceae. The coding region runs from base 1 to 720 and encodes 239 amino acids. The transcript has a single exon. The record is from RefSeq and is a predicted model, not a curated record.
AUGCCACCAAGGAGACCUGCAUCUUCCCAAAACAGUCAUACUAAUGAUGAUAUACCUCCUCCACCUGAGGCUUUGCCCCUUAUGAGUACUGAAGGGCUUUAUAGAUAUUUAGGGACUUUGGCUGGCUUGGUUGAGCGUCAGGCUAGAGUUACUGGAAGUAAUGGUCAAGGACAAUCCUCAUCUACUAGGGGUAGCUCAUUUGACGACUUUAAGACGUUGGGUUCCCCUUACUUUUCUGGUACUUUAGAUCCAACAAAGGUAGAGGCUUGGAUUAUGAAGAUAGAAAAAUUCUUUGAUGUCAUUGAUUGUUUUGAGGAGCAAAAAGUCUCAUAUGCAGCAUUUAUGCUAGACAAAGAGGCAGACCAUUGGUGGUGCAUGACUAAGAGGCUUUUAGAGGAUCAGGGGCCUAUUGUUUGGAGUCAGUUUAGGGAGGCUUUUUAUAAAAAGUACUUUCCUGACAGUGUUCGACGACAAAAGGUGGGAGAGUUUGUCCGUUUGGAACAUGGGGAUUUGACUAUGGCCCAAUAUGAGGCUAAGUUUACCGAACUAUCACGUUUUGUCCCACAGUUGAUUGCUACAGAGGAGGAAAAAUCAUUAAAGUUUCAGGAUGGACUGAAGCCUUAUCUGAAGAAUAAGAUAUCAAUUCUGAAGCUUAGUGUUUAUUCAGAGGUGGUAGACAGAGCCCUUAUUGCAGAGAAGGAUAAUGAAGAGCUUCACUAG